ACAUAGCAAAUUCAAUGGAAUGUGGGUUUAUCAGCCAACAGCAGGAGGAUGUUUUUUGAAGUUCAUAGUUACAAUAAUUGAAAUCAAAGAAGAAAAGUAAUAUUUUUUAUUUCUCCGAAAGACGUUAACGGGAAUGUGAAAGUGCCGAUGCUCGUGCCAAAUGACCAGUGGCGGCGGCUAAUAAAUUAAACCAAGAAUUUUGAGUACACCAUGGAUUAGUGCGGGUCGUGACACGUAUCCAGCCGCAGAAUAUCGUAAACAAAACAAACGAAUUUAAGUUUACCGUAAAGCCACAAAUAACUACUAAACAUGGCUCUAACAAUGGAGAAGAAAAAUGAUCUUGACUUUAUCAUGAAGAACUUGUUGGCUGGAGGUGUUGCCGGCAUGUGUGCCAAGACAACUGUAGCACCUCUAGACCGCAUCAAGAUCCUGCUGCAAGCCCAGUCCAUACACUACAAGCACCAUGGAGUCAUUGGCGGGCUUGUGGCCAUAGUCAAGCAGGAGUCGCUACUGGCGCUGUAUAAGGGGAAUGGAGCUCAAAUGGUCCGGAUAUUCCCGUAUGCUGCUACACAGUUUACGAGCUUCGAGAUUUAUAAAAAGUACCUAAGCGGUCUAAGCAUCCCGAUGGUCCAGCACGGCGACAAGUUCGUCGCGGGCGCCGGCGCCGGCGUCACCGCCGUCACGCUCACCUACCCCCUCGACACGAUACGCGCGCGCCUAGCGUUCCAAGUGACGGGCGAACAUCGCUACACGGGCAUCGCGCACGCCGCGUCCACCAUGCUCCGCACGGAGGGCGGUAUCCGCGCGCUAUACCGCGGCUUCGUGCCGACGCUCUGCGGGAUGGUCCCUUACGCCGGCUUCAGCUUCUACUGCUUCGAGUCCUUGAAGUUCUUCUGCAUGAAAUAUCUACCCACGUCGCUGUGUCGCAAGUGUGAGAGGAACACUGGCGGGCUAGUACUAACGGUGCCCGGCAAGCUGCUCUGCGGCGGUUUAGCCGGAGCGGUUGCUCAGAGCGUAUCGUACCCGCUCGACGUGACGCGGCGACGCAUGCAGCUGGCCUGCAUGGACCCGGCCACCGCACAGUUCGGCCACGGUAUGAUCCGAACUCUGACGCUCAUCUACCGCGAGAAUGGCAUCGCGAAGGGGCUGUACCGCGGCAUGAGCAUCAACUACAUCCGCGCCAUCCCCAUGGUCGCCACCUCCUUCUCCACGUACGAGCUCAUGAAGCAGCUGCUGCAACUCGACACCGGCAUGAAGGUCGCGUAAGUGUAAGGCCUGAGUGGCCGCUGGAGUGGAGGCGAGCAGCGCGGCGAGCUCGCUGCUCAAACCUUGGACGCAACGCUGCAACGCCCCGCCGGUCGCUUGCCACUGUAGCGUCCUCUAUACUAUGACCGCGGCUGCCAAAUCGUCCUACUUUGACGCUUGCCACAAGGUCGCAUUAACAGGCUAUUCGUAUAAAGAUACAAGCAAAUGUCAUCCUUAUGGCAAGCGACAAUGUGGGACGUUUGCCGGCCGCGGUAACUAAUAUUUAUUUCGCUAUGUGCGAAUUUCGUAACGGAAACACAAGCGACAACAAAUUGGAGAAAAUGUGAACUCUCGUGGGACAUAAUAUUUGACAGUUGUCAGAUAGCCAGUGUCCCAUUAUACGAUGGAGCGGCGCCAGUCAUGCACGAAACGAGUGAAAAGGAUCGGACCCUAAUGUUCCUGUUGGUUAUUGUUUUAAAACGGUAAGCACUGGUUGAGAUUAUCGUGCUUGUAAGUUUUUACGCUCGCCUUUCGCUUUUACUCCCUUCCCUUUAAAGUAGUCAAAGCAAUUGAAGAAUUAUUGACAGAGACAUUAGUGGUUUCAACAUUUUGUAAGAUUGAGACUGAACCAGCAAAAUAUUGGCCGAUAUUACUAUUUCAGUUUAAUUUCGGCUAUACCUAAACUUAGCAAAAUUAAGAAAACGACAUUAAGUUUUGUAAAGACAUCUUAGGCUAAGCGUAGGAAACGUCAAUUCUACUUUUAAAAUAUUUCAGCAUCUAUUUAUUAUAGGUUUAAGUUUAAUAUCCGCUAUUAAAUAGCACUUUUUAUUACACCGACAUGAAGUAGUCGAUUCUUUCUGUAGUACAAAUUAUUUUCAUUACCAGGACAUCCGCAAUCUUCUAAAACUAUGUUUGUUUCUAUGAAACACUGCAACUGAUGUGAUGCGGCAAUAUUAUUUUAAAAUCUUGUUAAGUAUCAUAAGUAUUACACCAUAAACUACAGUUUCUUAUAUUUGUAUUUAGUUUCGUUAUAGCAAAGAUAUAUUGAUUGAGUAAGAUGCAUAAAAUCUAAGACAAUUUCGUGCUUCGACUUUGACAGGUAAACGAGAUGGUUACUCUGAUUGUCAAAAGUUGACGUUUGACAAUUCAGUGACCGCAAAACAUAUGGCGCAGUACAGCGCCAUCUGUUUUGGAUGUCAAACUAAGGGGCACGUUCUUUCUUUAGACUUUACUCUAUUACAAUCAAUUCUCUUUGGUUAUAGAUUCGGUGCAUUGGGAUAACUCCGAAUUCAAAUUCCAAAAUCCGAAAGCGGGGUAAUUUUGAAAAUAGCUAAAAUACUUCAAGAACACGCUACUGUCUUAUCAAGGCAUCAUACUUACUAUUACUGCAAUAGACAGACCUUCUAGUUUAAAAAAAAAUAGCAAUAUUACAAGUUAUCCUGCUUUUGAAGUUACCCCAAUCAAAGAGAAUUUGAAAUAGAGGUGGAUUGUCAAAGAAAACUUGGUAAACACAGUAAAUUUACUGCCAUCUUUCGACACAUGAUUAAAACUUUUAGAACGCCAUUUGACUUUAAUCCUUAUUCUUUUACUGUUAUGUGUUAAAUUGGUUAAAUAUCAAAAAAUGGCGCCAUCUACUCGAGCAUAGGCCAAAGGUAUGGCAUUAUCGCUCGAAAAGAUGCCGUCAUUGCCGCCAUACCUUUGGCUUAUGUUCUAGGUAUAGCGGCUAACCUCUAUUUCAAAUUCUCUUGGUUUUCAAAUUUUUAAGGUAAUAAUUAUUUAAUAAUUUAUUGAAUUGAUAAAGAUACGGUCACGUCUGAAGAUAUCGUUACAAAAAAGUGCCAAAAAUAUGUAUACACGACUUUAUUGCCCGUAUAUUAAGGUGGUGUAUACAUGUUUUUGGGACAUUUCUCUUAUCGAUAUUUUCAAACAUGACUGUACAUGAUAAACUUCUACUUUAAUGCAAUAUGAAGAUGAUAAGCAAAUAGUAUUGAGCUCAUAUGUAGCUUUAAUAGUAUAAGAUACAUGUUUGCAAUUUUAUAAUCAUAACACUUGUGAGAAACUUCCUAGACAUUAUCUGCGAGUUGGCCACAGGUGCACCAAGUAUUACAACUGGUUGUUCUCUGGUACAAACCAUUCAUCUCCUUCAUUUGCGGUCUGUUAGAAAAGGAAGAAUGCUAAAUGUUGAAGUUAGAUGUGUUGCUCUACUAAAAGUAGUACAUUUGUUGAUGCUUAUUACCUUCUUUAAUUAGGUAAUAUGAUAAUGUGAACAUACAUUUUGUAUGUAUAAUGUAUACAAGGUUAUUUAGGUUCUCUUAAUUCAUGACAGUAUAAAUUAAUAAAUAGGUAGUUUAAAACAAUUCAUUCCAAUAAAGUCAAAAUACAUUCUGUUUCUCAUGAUAUUGUUUAGAAGAAUCUUUCAUUUAAAGUUUAUUUUUGGACGAGUUUAUAUUUAAUUUUUUUUGUGUUAAGUAUAUUUUAGUACUCGUAGUUAAAUAUCGUAUUGAACAAUUUUGUUGAUUUAAAAUGUAUCAAUACCAAAGAUGCGCGACAAGUACACGAGCGUCGACAUAAAGCUGUAUUUAUGAGAAUAAAAUUAUAUUUUCUUUUAA
Molecule: messenger RNA, 3854 nt
Organism: Cydia pomonella (codling moth)
Lineage: Eukaryota; Metazoa; Arthropoda; Insecta; Lepidoptera; Tortricidae
Product: solute carrier family 25 member 16-like
Exons: 7
Coding region: 310-1266 (318 amino acids)
Biological process (GO): transmembrane transport
Cellular component (GO): mitochondrial inner membrane
Source: RefSeq, a predicted model, not a curated record